Molecule: messenger RNA, 1862 nt
Organism: Ruditapes philippinarum (Manila clam)
Lineage: Eukaryota; Metazoa; Mollusca; Bivalvia; Venerida; Veneridae
Product: prestalk protein-like
Exons: 9
Coding region: 157-861 (234 amino acids)
Source: RefSeq, a predicted model, not a curated record
CUGACCGGCACAGUCCCAUUUAAAGGGUUUAUUUGUCAAGCCAGGUCUUCAGUCAACGGCUUUGAUACAACUGGGGCACUAACGUCAUCAGAAACCGACGAUGGGAGGACAACUAACAAUUGUGCAGGGAAAGCCUCGUUAACCCAUAAAGACGCGAUGAAGAAAACUUCCGUCACUUUUACAUGGACACCGGACAGUUCAAAGACGGAUAUGGUCUAUAUUGUCUGUACGAUUGUUCAGCAGAAGACAACUUAUUGGGUCAAACAAUAUAUAGAAAUCGAUUACGCAGGCACGAACCAAUGUACGCCAGAUGGGGAUGUAAGAGGUUUACCAACAAGCUGUUCUGAUUCCUCCACGUGUGAUACACAAUUUACUUCGUCGGUAUGUGACACUACUGCCGACGCCGACGGACAAUGUGUUUGUCCAUCUGAUAUGGAGGUCGCUGGUCCGACGCACACAUACUGCUCGCCAAAAGGUCUGCCAAAAGCUUGCAGUGAUAGAAACUCCUGCGAUGUGUUUUUCAAAUGGUCAAUAUGUGACGCUAAUGCUGACGACGAUGGCCAAUGUGUAUGUCCGUCGAAUAUGAAGAUUGCCGACGCUUCCAAUAAAUACUGCUCGCCUAAAACGUUAAAUGACGUAUGCACGAGUACGUCAGACUGUGGGGGCGUGGCUAAUGCAGAAUGUAUAGAAGGCCGGUGUAAACUGAAUGUUUGCACGGCAAACACAGAUUGCACGGGAACAAAUGGAAAUCAGUGUGUUGAGGGGAAGUGUACAAGCGGAGCGAGAUGUACUUUAUUCAGCAUGAUCAGUUUGGUAGUAUGCUGUCUUUUCCUAUAUUGCCAGAAUGCGAUAAAUAGUUGAGCCAGCAAACGGCACUUGAAAUGGCACAGUUGUGUAGGAGAUUAUUUGACAUGUAUAUAUUAAGUCCAGAGCUUAAAGACUGUUAUGCAUUGCUUAUAAAUCGCAGUUAAGGAUACUAGUGCAAUUUAUUUAAGUCUUUAUUAGUUAUUACAUGUUAUUUCAACCGAAAUCCUGUUUACUUUGAUAUGCACGAUAAAUUAGGUUAAAACACAAAGCUAUAUGUAUACAAGUCGCUAUAGUUAAAGCCAUUGCUUUGCAAUAUAAAAACAAAGGCACCGAUUUGUAUAACGGAAAUUCAUUUCAGUGGAUAUAAAUCUCUAUUUGUAUCCAAAACAUAUUUGAGCCGUGCCAUGACAAAACAAACAUAAUGGGUUUGCGAACAGCAUGGAUCCAGACCAGCCUGCGCAUCCGCGCAGUAUGAUCAGGAUCAAUGCUGUUCGCUAUCAGUUUUUCUACUUGUUAUUUUGAAGCGAACAGCAUGGAUCCUGAUCAGACUGCGCGGAUACGCAGGCUGGUCUGGAUCCACGCUGGUCGCAAACCCAAUAUGUUGGUUUUGUCAUGACUUGGCUCAUUUGAUUUUAUACGUGUGCCACUUCAUUUUACCGAAAUAUGGCUUAUGUCCCUGAAAAAAAAACCGAAACGUUGUUAUUUAGUUUAAUCAGCGCUCAGUUGAAAUCUUUGACUAGAUAACUAAGAAAAACGCCAUUGGCAGUUCGGUCACCAUUAAGUUUUAAACUGAAGAUUACUUCCAUAAUACAGAAAAAACGGUAUCAGAGGUUAUUUUUUAGAGUUGAAUGCUAGUAUAUUAUUACAUUAUCAUAAGUUAAUUAUAAUUCAACUCCAAUCAUAAUUCUUCUGUCAGAAAUCGAUGAAAACGAGGCACUUAGCAUAAAUGUACAUUUCGAAACUUAAGAACACUAACUUUAAUUGCUUUCUUGAUGCACGUGGCAUUUCUUUGGCAUUUCUUUUUUUUUUACUUUACAUGUGAAAAAGAUAAUAAA